GUUCUGAGAUGCCGUGCCGGUAUAUUCUGAGAGAUUGUUCUGUCGAGAGUUGCUUCUAACCGUGUGGAAGGCAGUGUCUAGCUAGCUACUAGUAGAGGACUUGCUUCCUGUCACUCUGGAUAGUAUUUGGCAGCAGAGUCACUAGCUAUGAAUGAACCUUCCAGUUGCUCGGAGUCCAGCGACGACGAGACAACUAAUGAAGGCCCUGUUUCUGCUUCGUUGCUGUUGUGGGAGGCUUACCGUUCCUUUGUGCAUCGCCAUCGAGUCUCAUUGGAGCUGUUGGAUGCUGGAAUUUCUCGAAUUUUGUUUUGGAGUCCAACAAGUGGCGAACAACAGAAGCGACGGGAAGUAUUUUAUGGCAUUCUGUCCCUGCAUCGACUGGCAAUGGACACGGCGUUGCAACAACAGCAGGACGACGCACAGCAAGAAGAUUUUGGAACGACAGUGAAACCAAAUCAAACUACUACCCGACAAGAGGAUUCCGUGCUGCCGUCUCCCACGGCCAUUCGAGUCUCGUUGACCAUCAUUCAGUGUCUUUUGCCGUCCAUUUUGGAACUGGCCUCUUCGGAUGAUGAGACCACCAAAAGCAACCGACAAGCACGAGUACGGCUCCAAAUAGAACGCGUCAAAUUUGCGCUUCGAUUGACGCUGUUGGGAUCCUAUUGGAAACAAUUGUUGCCAGAUCAAACGCAAGAAAGAGAUAUGCAAGCAUCCUCUUGGAAUACGAAACCCAUGUCCAUUGGCAUCUUGACCGAUGGCGGCCUGUUUCAUGGAGCAAUCACCAGUACAGCAGCCGAAAAUAUCCCUACGGUCCAGCAAGAAGAUAUGGAAUGGGAAAAACUUCACUAUGUUGGAAAACGAACGGGGCGCAAAGUCACUAGAAGAACCAUGCAAGGGGGGGAUAGCCUGUACACAUCAUCAUCAUUAUCAUCACAAAGCCUCUCCUUGGCUCUCUUGUCGCCACAAAUUCACAACAAUCUACGUCUCGUUUCCGUCAUUCUCGGAGAACUCCUCUACGCCUAUCGACCAUUGUUUUGGGCAUCCGCCGAAACUGUCUCCGACCCAGCUUCGUAUCGGAGUUGGUUGCUGUCCAUGGUCAUGGAUGUCGUGUCGUUGCGAAUGGCUGCCAGCCAAUCGAGUGUCGCCAACCAAGCCACGCAACAAGAAUUGCGACGGCGCAAAAUGAGACUCUUGCUCUAUUUGCUGCGGGGGCCAUUCUGGAAUGAUGCCACUGGACCUGCCACGGACCGAGUGGAAGCUGUGUUGGACAAGGUGCCACUAUUGGGGAGACUGGUGUCCACCUAUUUGAGAGAUUGGCUGUGGUACAUGAAACAUCCAUACGUGUCGGAGGAAGGAUAGUAGCUUGGUGAAGAGAUGCAGUUGCUAGCUAGCGUUUUUGAUGGCUAGAAAACACAAUUUUGAAACAACACAACUGCUCUCUGAAGUAGGGCUUAUUUAUGUAUCAUGA
Messenger RNA from Seminavis robusta, 1468 nucleotides. The record is from the annotation of a GenBank genome assembly. Lineage: Eukaryota; Bacillariophyta; Bacillariophyceae; Naviculales; Naviculaceae.